This is a messenger RNA of Melanotaenia boesemani (Boeseman's rainbowfish), 1561 nucleotides long. RefSeq names its product inner ear-specific collagen. The transcript has 4 exons. The record is from RefSeq and is a predicted model, not a curated record. Bases 1 to 1521 code for a protein of 506 amino acids. Lineage: Eukaryota; Metazoa; Chordata; Actinopteri; Atheriniformes; Melanotaeniidae. Gene Ontology annotation, molecular function: protein binding.
AUGCUGUCGAGCCUUCUUGGACUUCUUGUCCUGUUCUCCAUCGGUUCAGCCAUGCUGCUACCAAACACCACCAAAUACAUGCCCGAAGAGGAAGGCUCCACCGCUGAUCCAAACACUAUCCACUGGUCUGCUCCAAGCAAGGAGCCGUUGCCUGAGGGAAUGCCCUCAUGGUGGUCCAACACUCGCAGCAUGUCCCCAGUAAUGCCCCCCCCAGGACAGCCGUGGCCACCCAGCGAUAACAUGACUCAAGGCCCCGACAUGCCGCGGAUGUUGUUGCCCACCGGCCCGCAGCUGCCUCCGCUGCCCAACACAGCCAUUUGCGACAUGUUGUUGAACGCACCGGUACCUCCACCCAUCGACCAGAUCCCGUUCUUCUGCAUCUGUUCACACUGCAAAGGAACUGUGGGGCCCAAAGGAGACCAUGGAGACCGGGGCCCUCCAGGUCAACCUGGAAGCCCAGGAAGACAAGGGAUGACGGGAUUUAAAGGAAACCGAGGCUUCACAGGACCUCAGGGGAUAAAGGGUCAGAAGGGAGACAAUGGAGAGAAGGGAGAUACUGGUAUGGUUGGUUUAAUGGGGACAAAAGGCGAGCGUGGGUUUAAAGGGGACAAAGGAGACCAGGGAUCGAUGGGACCCCCAGGUCAACAGGGUCCUGCGGGAGAAACCGGUACGUGCCCUGCCUCCUGCGAGAGUGUCCCAGGUGCACCAGGACUUCAAGGGUCACCUGGAAUGGUUGGAGCCCGGGGCCUACCUGGGCUUCAGGGUUCUGUGGGACCCAAGGGUUUGAAGGGUGAUAAGGGUGAAUUAGGUAAACCUGGUGAGCCUGGUGUAAAUGGCAUAAAGGGUGACCAAGGUGAACAGGGAAUUUGCCAUUGCACAGAUGGAGCAAAUGGUGUUGAUGGGAGACCAGGAGAAAAGGGUGAUAAAGGGGAAAAAGGUAACUUUGGUUUACCGGGUACACAGGGACCAAUUGGGAUGAAAGGUGACCAGGGUAAUAUGGGUUUCAUGGGGCCACCUGGUCCCUGCACCCCAGCAAUACAGUCAGCAUUCUCUGCAUGUCUCAAUGAGUCAUUUCCACGUCAAAACUGGCCCAUAGCUUUUUCACACAUCCUUUCCAACCAGCAGGGACAUUUUGAUCCAUCAAUGGGGAUUUACACUGCCCCCGUCAAUGGUACUUAUGUCUUCUCCUUCCACCUGGCAACUUCCCAGAAACCUCUUAAAGUUGGCAUGUUCCUAAACUUCUAUCCUGUAGUAAGAAUAACGGAAAUUUCCAGCCAGGGUUCAACCAGCCAGACGAUUGUCCUCCACCUCAAUAUGAGAGACAGGGUAUGGCUGCAAGUGAAGGACACUGCAACAAAUGGCAUUUUUGUUGACAGUGAAAGCAGCAGCACGUUUUCCGGGUUCCUGCUGCACCCAGAUAACUGUGACAUACCCUUAGGCCGACAUCACAUGUUCAUGGAAACAUAUCCUAUGGAUGGCUUUGGGUGGGAUGGUCCUCUGCCUAGCACUCCUAUGCCAUGAAAUUAGCUGUAUUGAGUUGCACAUUUUUAGACAAAAGCAU